GUUGCAAGGCACUCAUCGCACUUCAUUCUCACAGUCCAUCAUGGGUGGCACCUGCAGCAGUUCGGCCAAUGUCAAGGUGGGCAGUGGCCUGCAAGCUUCUCAAGUGGAGAGCAUCAUCUUCGUGCUUGGCGGUCCGGGCAGCGGCAAAGGCACACAGUGUGCCCGCAUUUGCGAAAACUUUGGCUACACCUCCCUCUCCACGGGGGAUCUUUUCCGCAACGAGGUCAAGCAAGACUCGGAUCGAGCCAAGGAAGUGCAACGGCUCAUGUCCGAGGGCAAGCUGAUCCCUAUCGACAUUACCUUGGAAAUCCUUGCCGACGCCGUUCAAUCCACGCUCGCUACCGGUGGUCCCGUCAAGCUUCUGCUCGACGGCUUUCCUCGUGAGCUUGAUCAAGUUCACGCCUUUCAGAAAAAGUUUGGUCGCGGUUGCGACUUUGCCUUGUACUUUGAGGCCGACGAUCAGACGCUGGUCGCCCGUUGUUUGGAACGCGGUAAGACGUCGGGCCGCAGCGACGACAACGAGGAAUCCCUCAAGGGUCGCAUCGAAACCUACCACUCCAAGUCCCGCCCCGUCGUUGAGCACUUCCGCGCUGCCGACAAGCUCAAGACCGUCAACGCCGGUCAAGACAUUGCCGACGUCUGGAAGGACGUACAAGCCAUUUUUAAGUCCCCAACCCCGACCGAGGUCUC
Messenger RNA from Monosiga brevicollis MX1, 690 nucleotides. RefSeq lists its product as uncharacterized. Lineage: Eukaryota; Choanoflagellata; Craspedida; Salpingoecidae. Gene Ontology annotation, biological process: nucleoside triphosphate biosynthetic process. Gene Ontology annotation, cellular component: cytosol; cytoplasm. The transcript is spliced from 3 exons. The annotation marks the transcript as partial. The record is from RefSeq and is a predicted model, not a curated record. Gene Ontology annotation, molecular function: ATP binding; AMP kinase activity.